Molecule: messenger RNA, 1758 nt
Organism: Plasmodium knowlesi strain H
Lineage: Eukaryota; Apicomplexa; Aconoidasida; Haemosporida; Plasmodiidae
Product: apicomplexan amino acid transporter ApiAT4, putative
Exons: 1
Coding region: 1-1758 (585 amino acids)
Biological process (GO): transmembrane transport
Molecular function (GO): transmembrane transporter activity
Source: RefSeq, a predicted model, not a curated record
AUGGGAUCCCAAGCAAAGUCGAGCAUCCCCCUGGCGCAACCAGGCCGGGAAGACCAAUCGGAGAACAAUUCAAAGGAUGCAGCAGGGUCAGGUGGAAAAAAAUCAAGUCCUGUAAAUGGAGGCACAGGAUUUAUCAGUUUGAAAGGAUACGAUAUGCCCUCCACUUUGGAGGAGUUGUUGGAAAAAAAAGAAAUUCGUGUUUCCUCAGAACAGAACACACCAUUCAACAUAAACAGAAAUAUUAUUCUGUUUGUUUAUUUUGUGUUAAUUGUAUUAACCAAUCGUUUAUUUUUUGGAUGGCCAAACUUGUCAAAUUUAUUAUUUCGAGAUGAAGCUUAUAUUUGGAAAUGCACGAAAAAUUCACAAGGGUCUUAUGACAAGAUUGAUGACAAACGAUAUGUAUGUGAAGAUCAAGAUAAGGCUGUGCAGACAAUUUUCGUUUUUGGAUCUUCGGCCUAUUUUGCUUUUUCCUUUUUUAAUGGAAUUAUAGUGGAUUAUUUAGGAUCCAGAUUUAGUAUGCUUCUAGGACACAUUUUAAAUUUGGUUGGAUGGAUUCUACUACUUAUGUCUAAUGAACAUUUCGAUGCAUAUGUUAUUUCUGGUGUAUUUAUCGCUGCAAGUAUCGACUUGGCAUCCUUCUCAACGCUGAAUGCUUCAGGAUUAUACCCUGGAAAUGAAAAUUUAAUUGUUAAUAUUAUAUCUGGUGCUGGAUCUCUGUCUGCAGGAACGAUGACCAUAUUAGAUUUAAUAAUCACUGGACUGGACCUGAGCUUUAAAACCUUUAUGUUGUGGUAUAUGUGUAUCAGUGUAUUAUUUUUUUUCAUCCUAAGCAUUUUUAUGUUUCCAAAGAGUAGAUACUACAGACAGUACGAAUUCGAUAAUUAUUACAGCAGUCGAGAUAUAAGCAUGAAGGGUGCAGGGGAUAUGAGCAAACGAGUGAAGGAAGGUAGUACGACGAACCGUAGUGGAAGUGCUGUUAUGGAGUUGACGAAUGGAUCUGGCAAGGGGACGACAAAUGGAAUAGGUAAUCAUGUGACGGAGAAGGAUGUAGAGAUGAACGCACAGAAGAAAGACAUUGUAACUAACACCACCAAUAACAAGAGUACCGUAUCGAAUGAAAAUGUAAAUAAGAGCAUGUUUAAUAUGGCUAGUAUUAAAGAUCUAAUCAAAAUAUGUACCUGUGCGCACUUUUUAUGUCUCUGGAUUUAUGGGCCACUCAAUGCCAUUUACAACACAUUCUACUUCAGUGUCGUGGAGAACAUUCUCUCCAAAGACAAGAACGAUAUCCUAGGUUAUAUUCUCCCCUUUUCCUUCAUCCCCUGUAUUAUCAUGGGAAAUUUAUCAGACAAAUACGGAGUAAUGGUUAUGUUUUCCUACGAACUAUUUUUCGCCCUCUGUAUGUAUUUGUUUAGCUAUAUAAAAUCGAACUUUGCACAAUGGAUCUCCGUCAUCUCAAAUACUAUGUACUCUGCCUGUGCCAAUGGCCAACUAUGGACAUUCAUAUCCUUUACCUUUAGCUCCAAGUACCACUCUACGCUUAUUGGGUUGCUGAAUUUCGUGUGUGGAAUUGUUUCCUUCGUGCGCCUCCUUCUAUUCGAGUGGGCCAAAUAUACCAAGUACGAUUUUACUUAUAUCAAUUUGUUGAUAAUUGGGUUCAUCGUUAUUAACAUGGGCAUCACGGUGGCCAUCGUGUUUAUUAGGAGAAUCAAGGGAGAGAAGGUGCACUACGGAGAUGAAGAUACCGAGGUCGCCCAGUGA